CAAAACCCCGACCGCCUCUCCGCCAUGAACUGACUCGUGAUGGCCGCCCUGCUGAUGAUCAUUCAAGACACGCGAUCCACCCUACUCGGGACCUAUUGUUCGAGUCUCCCAUCGCCAUAACUACAAUCAAAACUGGGUUGUGUUGCUCGCCCUAGACACCGCAUUCGCAAUCUGUCUGCUACAAAUCUCAGCUUCUAUUGGACCGAAGGUCGAUAUUCGAGUAAUCAUGGACUUCCUUAUCGUGGCGGGCGGCCGUGCCCCCGCAGUCCUCGCUUCACCUGACGCCGGCGAGGCCCUCUCGGGAGUCUUUGGGAGCGUUAGCCUGACUGCGUGGAUAUGUCUCUUGCUUCCCCAGCUCAUCGCAAACUACAAGGCCAAGAGCGCCGACGCCCUAUCGAUGAAGUUCCUCGUCAUAUGGCUGCUAGGCGAUUUAUCCAAUCUCCUAGGCGCAAUCUGGACAAGCAUUGCCCCCUCCACAGUUGCUCUCGCGUGCUACUUCUGCUUCGCGGAUAUGAUUCUCAUCACCCAAUGCACAUACUACAAUAAUCUCAAUGCGCGGAGGCGUUCCCGCACCCAGCGGAGACGAGGCUCGUCGACGGCCACCGAGGACACGGAUGCGACGGUAGUUGAAGAUGCCGACGAGGAUGAGCAUGAAGCCGGACAUGGGCACGGCGCCGCCUCCGAGAACGACCCACUCAUCAACCGCAGGAGCAGCCACCAUCACCGCCGCCGCAGCGAUUCGCUCGGCCUGCCUGGCUCACACCGCCGCCACUCUAUGCGACGCAGCGAGAGCAAUCUCGACCCUCUGACGCGCAUCAUCACUGGCGAGGACGACACCCCUGACAGCAACCCCUGGCUGCACAAUGCGCUGAGCUUGCUAGCCGUCUGGGUUGUUGGCGGAGCCGGGUGGUUCAUCGGGUACAAGAUGGGCGCCUGGGAUGUCGCCGACGGUCUUCCUGAUAGCGGGGCGGGAGAUGUGCCGGCGGCGGCCAAGCCGACCGCUGUCAUUGGGCUGGCGCUGGGAUAUUUCAGUGCAGUGUGCUACCUCUGUGCGCGCAUCCCUCAGAUCAUCAAGAACUACCAGGAGAAGUCGUGUGAGGGGCUCGCCCUCCUGUUCUUUUUGCUAUCCUUGACGGGCAAUUUCACAUACGGCGCAAGCGUCCUCUCGUACUCGCAGGACAGGGCCUACAUCCUCCGCGCUCUGCCAUGGCUGCUGGGCUCCCUCGGGACUAUCGUCGAGGAUCUAAUAAUAUUCGCCCAGUUCAGGUUAUACUCACCCGGGCGGCAAGCGAAGACAAACGACCUUGCUUGAAGACAACAAAUGUCUUGCUAAGGGGGCUAUAUCGCAUAGGUUUUUGACCAUCAGCCUUGCCGCAGAGAAAAGAGAAGGGCGGUUAUAAGAGGAUUGGAUGGGGUUCGAAUUUAGGGAAGGUUUAAUGAUAAUUGAGGAAAGAUAUCUCUGGCAAUUU
This is a messenger RNA of Lasiosphaeria miniovina, 1469 nucleotides long. Its product is annotated as PQ loop repeat-domain-containing protein. Gene Ontology annotation, cellular component: membrane. The coding region runs from base 227 to 1312 and encodes 361 amino acids. Lineage: Eukaryota; Fungi; Ascomycota; Sordariomycetes; Sordariales; Lasiosphaeriaceae. The transcript is spliced from 4 exons. The record is from RefSeq and is a predicted model, not a curated record.